This is a messenger RNA of Athene cunicularia (burrowing owl), 1893 nucleotides long. It is a transcript of the gene OTOP3, whose product is annotated as otopetrin 3. Gene Ontology annotation, molecular function: proton channel activity. Lineage: Eukaryota; Metazoa; Chordata; Aves; Strigiformes; Strigidae. Gene Ontology annotation, cellular component: membrane. Gene Ontology annotation, biological process: proton transmembrane transport. The coding region runs from base 1 to 1809 and encodes 602 amino acids. The record is from RefSeq and is a predicted model, not a curated record. The transcript has 6 exons.
AUGUCGGGCAACAAAGUCUCAAGGCAAAAGCCCUGCCAUCACUGCAAGAGCAGGUCCACGUCAACCCCACCAGAGACCUCCACAAUACACUAUGAGAAGUUCUGGCUGUACCGUCACUGCUCUUCAGUGCAGCAGAGUGACAGGCAAGCUCAGAAAGCUGGGCAGCUCUUCUCAGGGCUGCUGGCCAUGAACGUGGUGUUUCUGGGCAGCGCCUUCAUCAGCAGUAUGAUUUUCAACCACGUGGCCAUCACACUGGCAGAUGUCUGGAUCCUGCUCUCCAUCCUCAAGGUCUUGUGCCUGUGCUGGAUCAUCUACUACCUGCUGGGCACCAGCCGGCAGCCGCACGCAGUGCUGCACCGCGAUUCCCACGCUGCGCCCAUCUGGAUCAGGGGGUCAGUGCUGCUGUUCGGCAGUUUCAGCAUUCUCCUGAACGUGUUUCAGAUCGGCUACAGCGCGAUUCUCAUCCAGUGCAAAUCCAGGGUGGAAAUUGUGUUCCCCAGCAUUGAAAUCCUUUUUAUUUGCACCCAGGCUUUUUUUCUGUGGCAUCACUCUAAAGACUGCAUUCAAGUCCAGCACAACUUCACCAGGUGUGGGCUGAUGCUGACCAUAGCCACUAACCUCCUCCUCUGGCUCUUGGCGGUGACCAACGACACCAUUCACAUGGAGAUUGAGUCUCAGCUGCGUGAGGUGGAGCAGCGAUUUGCAGGCAAUGAGACUGCCUCAUGCACAUGCCCAAACACAACCAUCUGCAAAAUCUUUCAGAAGGGCUACAUCCUGCUCUACCCCUUCAACACCGAGUACUGCCUCGUCUGCUGCUCCGUGCUGUAUGUCAUGUGGAAGAACGUGGGGAGACGCAUCAGCCACCACCACGUCCCUCACAUCAAGCCCAAGUUCAAGCUCCAAGGGGUGGUCUUUGGGCCACUGCUGGGCGCCGCUGCUGUAAUCAUUGGGAUCUGUGUCUUCAUGAUGUACCAGAUCCAGGCCACCGGCUCAGCCCCCAAUCGCCAGGUCUUCGUGAUGUAUUAUUCCUACUACAUUGUGCUCCUGCCCCUGAUGAGUGUGGGCGCAGUGAUUGGGACAAUCAUCCACGCCUUGGAAAAAAGGGAGCUGGACACACUGAAGAACCCAACCCGCAGCCUGGAUGUGAUCCUGUUGAUGGGGGCAGCCCUCGGCCAGAUCGGCAUGUGCUACUUCUCCAUUGUUGCCCUUGUGGCCACUGACCCCAGGGACCUGUUGAACAGUCUCAUCCUGUCCUAUUCUGUUCUCCUCAUCUUUCAGAACAUCACCCAAAAUGUCUUCAUUAUUGAUGGGCUUCACCGGCAACCCUUUGUAGCAGCAGCUGAGGCCAUACACACAGGACACAUUGGGCAGCAUGCAGCAGCUUCAGAGUUACCUAGUGAAGAGGAAACCACGACAAGCAGCGAACAGGAGCACACGCAGAUGUCUCCUGGCAAAGAGGAAGAAAUAAAAGAAGAGCAGAAUCACGAAGCCCACAGCCAGAGACGAGUGAGCAUGCUGGAGCUGGGACAGGAGAUUCGGAAAGCUUCUCUGUCCUAUAUCCACAGCUACUCUCACCUGAAUUGGAAGAGAAAAGCAUUAAGGGAGAUCUCGUUCUUCUUGGUUUUGUGCAACAUCAUACUGUGGGUCAUGCCCACAUUUGGGGCUCACCCUGCCUUUGAGAAUGGACUGGAAAAGACAUUUUACGGCUACUCCACCUGGUUUGUGAUCGUGAAUUUUGGCCUCCCACUGGGUGUGUUCUACCGAAUGCACUCCGUCGGGGGACUCCUGGAGGUCUACAUCACAGCCUGAACCAAGCUGAAUCCCCACCCAGAGGCUGGGGUGAAAUAAUGAUGCUGAACAAAGAUGCAGUAAGCAGCAGAUAUGUACAUUGAA